AUGAACAGUCUUAAGACUUGUCUACAAUCAAUUCGACUCCGAUACCCCUUCUCCGCGCCUUACCGUACGCUCACCAACCCGUUCGCUCUAGCCGUUCACCCAACCUCCAUUCGACGUACUAUGGCUUCCGCAAUGGCAAAGCGCCUAGAGGGCAAGACAAUCCUUGUGACCGGUGCCUCCUCUGGCAUCGGAAAGAGCACUGCAAAGGAGUUUGCACGCACGUCGCCGAAAAGCCUGAAGCUGAUCCUUACCGCGCGCCGCAUUGACACCUUGAAGGAAGUUGCGGCGGAGAUCAAGGCGGAGGUGGGCGAUGGUGUCCAGGUGCUUCCCGUGAAGCUGGAUGUCAGCAAUCCGGAGGAGAUCAAGAAUUUUGUUCCCUCGCUGCCGGAGGAGUUCAAGGACAUUGAUGUCCUGGUCAACAAUGCUGGUCUCGUGAAGGGCGUUGCUCAGGCACCCAAUAUCGAGACCGAGGAUAUUAAUGUGAUGUUCAACACCAACGUCACUGGUCUGAUCCACAUGACCCAGGCUAUCCUUCCUAUUUUCAAGAGCCGAUCGGAGGGCGGCCGUGGUGAUAUCAUCAACAUUGGCAGUAUCGCCGGUCGCGAGCCUUACCCCGGUGGUGGCAUUUACUGUGCUACCAAGGCUGCGGUGCGAUCCUUCACAGACUCUCUUCGAAGAGAGCUCAUUGCGACCAGAAUCCGUGUCAUUGAGAUCGACCCCGGUCAGGUUGAGACGGAAUUCUCUGUUGUUCGAUUUUAUGGAGAUAAGUCCAAGGCUGAUGCCGUGUACAAGGGCGUCGAGCCAUUGACUGGAGAUGAUAUUGCCGAGGUUGUAGUCUUCGCCGCUGGCCGAAGGGAGAAUGUCGUAAUUGCUGACACAUUAGUCUACCCUAGCCACCAGGCGGGUGCUGGUGCCAUGCACCGCAAAUCAUAA
Molecule: messenger RNA, 933 nt
Organism: Penicillium longicatenatum
Lineage: Eukaryota; Fungi; Ascomycota; Eurotiomycetes; Eurotiales; Aspergillaceae
Product: SDR family oxidoreductase
Exons: 5
Coding region: 1-933 (310 amino acids)
Cellular component (GO): cytosol
Molecular function (GO): oxidoreductase activity
Source: RefSeq, a predicted model, not a curated record